GUUUGAAAACCCCUUUCCCAAUCUGUUGUUGUCGUCUUCUUAUAAUCACCACUCGCGAUGUGUUCUCCAGUUCUCCACUACCCACCGACUCCAAGAGAGCGAGGCCCUCGCCGGUGUCUGGCCGAAAUCUGACGCCGAUCUCGCCUCUGAGGAGAAAAUGUCAUCCGGCAGUCGGUAUAUGGCUUACUCACCGUCUCCUUCUACUGCGCCUCACUCCCCUCACAUACAUGGCAUCCGCUCGGCUACCAACGUUAUUGUCGAGCAAGAGAAGUAUCUCUCCGAGUUACUGGCAGAGCGUCACAAGCUCAGCCCCUUUAUGCAGGUGCUGCCUCAGAGUUACCAGUUGUUGAAUCAGGAAAUAUUGCGUGUAACCACUCUGUUGGAGAAUGCAUCACUUUUAGAUCAAAGUGGGCUUGAACAUGCUAGUCCUCUGACAUCUGGAGGAAUAUUUUCAAAUGGAGGAAGAGCCGAUAUGAAUGGAUGGGCCUCACCAAUUCAAUCAGAAAGGCUAGGAUUCUUACAGUCCUCAUCCUCACAGAGUUGGCUUGGAUCACAGGGUAGCUCUUCAGGUCUUAUUGUCAAGAAAACGAUCCGAGUGGACAUUCCUGUCGAUAAUUACCCUAAUUACAACUUUGUUGGCCGCCUCCUUGGUCCUCGAGGCAACUCUCUUAAACGUGUGGAGGCAGGUACUGAAUGUCGUGUCCUGAUCAGAGGGCGUGGCAGCAUCAAGGAUCCAACUCGGGAAGAAAUGAUGAGAGGAAAACCGGGAUACGAGCACUUGAAUGAACCUCUCCAUAUACUUGUGGAGGCGGAGUUGCCUUUGGAAAUAGUUGAUGCCCGCUUGAUGCAAGCUCGUGAGAUUCUUGAAGAUUUGCUCAAGCCUGUGGAUGAAUCUCAAGAUUUCUUUAAAAAGCAGCAGCUCCAAGAGCUAGCAAUUCUCAAUGGUACACUGCGUGAGGAAGGAUCACAUUUCUCUGUUUCUGUUUCCCCGUUCCAUAAUAGCCUUGGAAUGAAGAGGGCCAAGACCAGGGGAUAACUCGAAAUUCUCUCUUCUAUGCCAUUUACAGUCUGUGUCAUUUUUAGGUUGGGCCAGCUCAUCACGCUGUGGUGUCAGUGUGCUGGCAUAUGCAUUCAGUUAAUUCAGGGCAUUGGCAUUGAUUUGUGUUGGUUUCAACUGUUUCCAUAUGAUAGUGUUUAUCUCAAAUUUGGAUGGGAGGUUUGAUGAUACUACUGGCUGUGUAGGGGGCAAUUUUUGGUUGAGGACUAGCUCUUUAUCUUGAUUUCACAAAUUUGGCUAGGAUCUCACCGAGUGCUUCUUCUAUAUUGUUGCUAUUUAUUGCAAGCUUGUCAUGACAGUUUUGCUUCAGUGGUGGGUGUAGUUGUAAAGUAAGGAAAAUGUUUGAUUUGUAUACAAAAUGUGAGACAAAA
Molecule: messenger RNA, 1428 nt
Organism: Macadamia integrifolia
Lineage: Eukaryota; Viridiplantae; Streptophyta; Magnoliopsida; Proteales; Proteaceae
Product: KH domain-containing protein At5g56140-like
Exons: 7
Coding region: 158-1036 (292 amino acids)
Biological process (GO): regulation of mRNA splicing, via spliceosome
Cellular component (GO): nucleus
Molecular function (GO): mRNA binding
Source: RefSeq, a predicted model, not a curated record